Messenger RNA from Zingiber officinale, 699 nucleotides. RefSeq names its product transcription factor ILI3-like. Gene Ontology annotation, biological process: regulation of growth; regulation of DNA-templated transcription. Bases 94 to 351 code for a protein of 85 amino acids. The record is from RefSeq and is a predicted model, not a curated record. Gene Ontology annotation, molecular function: protein dimerization activity. NCBI's taxonomy places the organism in Eukaryota, Viridiplantae, Streptophyta, Magnoliopsida, Zingiberales, Zingiberaceae. The transcript is spliced from 2 exons.
UUUCCUAGUGAAGUAGUAAGAAGUCAGCGCUUCCUUCCUUGCUUACCAUAGCAACAGCACAGUACGGCAAAGUGUUAUUUAGGGUUUUGAAGCAUGUCAGGAAGAGGCAGGAGGAUCACCGACGAGGAGAUCAACGAGCUCAUCUCUAAGCUCCAGUCGAUGCUGCCGGAAUCCCGGCGCCGGAACGCAGGCAGGGUGUCGGCGUCCAAGUUGCUCAAGGAGACGUGCAGCUACAUCAAGAGCUUGCACCGGGAGGUGGACGGCCUCAGCGACCGGCUCGCCGGUCUGAUGGACACCAUGGACAGCAACAGCCCUCAGGCUGAGAUCGUCAGGGGCCUCCUCAGGUCAUAACUAUUAUAUCUUGUGAUUAUAUAUAUAUAUAUAUACUUAUCACACGGCACUGCCAUCGUGUUUACUUGAGAGAGAGGUAGCUUGCUAGACAUGUACUUAUUUGAUUUUGAUCUGCAGCUUUUAGUUAAUGGCUUCUGUACAUUUCUCUUGGCCUGGCUUGAGUUCCGUGAGCAACCGAGCUAGAGAAAUACAUGUAUCGUGUGUUCUAUGGUUGAUCCCUCUAUGUAAACAGUUCCAUGGUUGUCUCUAGCAAAUUGUUGGGUAUUUUAUUUCUCCGUUAGAAUAUAGUAACAUAUAUACGAAUUUGUCAUAAGGAAUUAGCUUGAUUGGACUAUUGGUUUAAUUAUA